AUGACCGCGUCCAACAUCCCGUUCAACGUAUCGGAGCACUACAAGGUCCAUGAGGUCAUUGGCGAGGGAGCGUCGGCUGUCCACAUUGCCUCGGGCACAAAGGUCGCCAUCAAGCGUAUUACGCCGUUCGACCAUGCCAUGUUCUGUCAGCGCACUCUGCGCGAGAUCAAGCUGCUCAGGCAUUUCCGUCACGAAAACAUCAUCGCUAUCCUUGACAUUAUCGCGCCGCCGUCCUACGAGCAGUUCCAUGAGGUUUACCUUGUUCAGAGCAAGGACUGGGAGCUGGAGCUGACAAAACAGGAGCUGAUGGAGACUGAUCUGACGCAGGAGCUCUCUGACGAUCACUGCCAGUACUUCCUCUACCAGACGAUCCGCGGCCUCAAGGCACUCCACUCUGCCAACGUCCUCCACCGCGACCUUAAACCCUCCAACCUUUUGCUGAAUGCCAACUGCGACCUGAAGAUCUGUGACUUUGGACUGGCUCGCUCGGCUGCGCUGCCGCCUCCUGACGCCGGACCGAACGGCGGCAAUGGCUUCAUGACGGAGUACGUCGCGACGCGCUGGUACCGUGCUCCCGAGGUCAUGUUGUCGUUCCAGGAAUACUCGAAGGCGAUUGACGUCUGGAGUGUUGGCUGUAUUCUUGCUGAGAUGACCUCUGUUCCCGGGACGAGACUACCACCACCAGCUGUCUCUCAUCCUCGAGUGCCUCGGCACGCCGACGAUGGACGACUUCAACGAGAUCACGUCACCGCGCUCGAAGGACUACCUGCGCGCACUGCCGUUCCACCGCAGGCGGGAUCUGCGCGAGAUGUGUCCCAAGGCCAAGCCGAAUGCGCUCGACCUCAUGCGCAAGUGUCUCACGUUCUCGCCGCGGAAACGUAUCAGCGUCGAGCAGGCCCUCGAGCACCCCUACCUGGAGCCGUAUCACGACCCGUCCGACGAGCCAGCGCGGACCCGCUGCAGCCCGACUUCUUCGACUUUGAGAACCGCCAGUCCCCGCCCAGCCGCGAGACGCUGAAGCGUCUCAUCUUCUCCGAGAUCCAGCGUCCGCUCGGGGACAACUAG
This is a messenger RNA of Trichosporon asahii var. asahii CBS 2479, 1065 nucleotides long. Its product is annotated as mitogen-activated protein (MAP) kinase. Gene Ontology annotation, molecular function: MAP kinase activity; ATP binding. Lineage: Eukaryota; Fungi; Basidiomycota; Tremellomycetes; Trichosporonales; Trichosporonaceae. Gene Ontology annotation, cellular component: cytoplasm; nucleus. Gene Ontology annotation, biological process: protein phosphorylation; intracellular signal transduction. The coding region runs from base 1 to 1065 and encodes 354 amino acids. The record is from RefSeq and is a predicted model, not a curated record. The transcript is spliced from 8 exons.